CCAUCCAUCCAUGGAGCACCACCCGAAUCGACGUGUCGAAUCCACAUUUACUGCCGCACAAGCUCGCACCAAUGAGUUCGCUCGCUUUCCCCUGCCGCUCGUCACCACUGACGCCCGCCUCCAUUUCCCCUCCCGUCCCGUCGCCGUGUAUAAAGAUCCGCCGCUCGCGACCAGCUGCUCCCCAUCGCCGCCUCAUCGCCGCCAGGAGUUCGAGUUCCCCCCGAACCGUCGCCAUGGCCGCCGCCGCUGCCGCUGCCGCACCGGUCAUCUCCCCGAAAGAAAAUCUGCCCCCUUCGCUGACCUCCACCUCCGAGCCCCCGCCCCUCUUCGACGGCACGACCAGGCUGUAUGUUGCAUAUCACUGCCCGUACGCGCAGCGCGCUUGGAUUGCCAGGAACUACAAGGGUUUGCAAGACAAGAUCAAGAUAGUCGGGAUCGAUCUCGCAGACAGGCCGGCUUGGUACAAGGAGAAGGUUUACCCACAGAACAAGGUGCCUUCACUGGAGCAUAACAACCAAGUGAAAGGAGAGAGCUUGGAUUUGGUCAAGUACAUUGACAGCAAUUUCGAUGGCCCAGCAUUGCUCCCUGAUGAUUCUGCAAAGAAGCAGUUUGCUGAGGAGCUUCUUGUGUACACCGACGAGUUCAAUAAAGCACUAUACUCAUCCAUAACCUCCAAGGGAGAUGUGGCAGAGGAAACUGUUGCUGCGCUGGAUAAAAUAGAAGCUGCCCUGGGAAAGUUCAGUGAUGGCCCUUUCUUCCUUGGCCAGUUCAGUUUGGUGGACAUUGCAUAUGUGCCAUUUAUCGAAAGGUUUCAGAUAUUCUUUUCUGGUAUCAAAAACUAUGAUAUCACCAAGGACAGACCGAACAUUCAGAAAUUCAUCGAGGAAGUGAACAAGAUCGAUGCGUACACGCAAACGAAGCUGGACCCACAAUUUCUGCUUGAACACACAAAGAAGCGGCUUGGGAUUGAGUGAAGAUGUGACCAAGGAUGGCCAAGAGGACAGGGAACUACUGCAGCAUGGAAGAUGAGGAUGAAGACACUCAGGAGUGUGCUUGCUUGCUAGUACUAUAUACUAUACUUUGAAUAAAAAGAUGCAUGCUACAACAAAAACGAGAUCACCUUUGGCCUCUAUGCAGGAAGGGCAUCUCAAACGCCGAUCCUCAAAUCGCCCGUAUCCGUUCGGACCGCUGAAGCCAUUCAAUACGGGUCUGUAUUGAUCCGCAGAACGGUCUAGAUGCAUUUUCUCCCGUAAAUUGGAGAUAAAGUGCGGUAGUCCGGACAGCAGACACGCAGGACUCAGACACCCCCGGCCCACCUAAUCCCCUCUUCCGGUCCCAUUUCCUUCCACCUUCGUCCCUUCUCCCCUUUGCUUUGCAUCAGCACCCUCCACUAUCGAUGUCGCUAUUAUACGCCUUAGGCCGCCACAGAGGCAUUGCCGGACAUCCGCAACCAGGUAUUGUCCACCCUUAAGCCGUUUAUACCCAGGUACACUCCACCCCCUGUCGAUGACCUCCAUGGUGGACACCACGCUCGUCAGGUGUUCGGUCAAAUGCCAUUGAGUACGAAAGAUGAUGAGCUACUCAACCAUGGAGGAUGAGAUGUUAUGCAAUGAGUGGUUGGCCGUAUCUGCGGAUUUCGUAGGCAGGAGCAAAGGGGGGCCUUCUGGCAGCAAGUGCAUGAAACGUUUCACACAUGAAAGCACAUUGCACAAGACAUGUACAUUAUUCAACAACGCAACGUGACAUCGUUAUCGUAUUGUUGGUACACAAUCCAGAUCAGCGUCAUAAAGUUUUAUGAUGUGUUCGUCAGCUGGAGGCAAGGUGACCAUUGCACGCGGCAGAGGACGAGAUCGUAAGUUUUGCUUCGUGCUCAAUUUGUCGAUUGAUUCAUUCACUCAAUAUUGGUCUACACAUUAUGUAGCUUGCACGCGCUGCCGUAGUGUACCACAAGACAGAAGGACGACCAUUUACAUACACACACUGUUGGAUGAAGUUGAAGAGGGAGUAUGUGCGGGAGGGCAUGAUUCGUUGAUGAAAAACUUAUUGGACAUCCGGUUAAUCUAGUUAAAUUUGAGAUAUCAUUGUACUAGACUUAAUUUGCGUACUAUAUAUAUGGAAGAUUUAUGUUAUUUUC
Molecule: messenger RNA, 2134 nt
Organism: Triticum urartu
Lineage: Eukaryota; Viridiplantae; Streptophyta; Magnoliopsida; Poales; Poaceae
Product: protein IN2-1 homolog B
Biological process (GO): protein glutathionylation
Molecular function (GO): glutathione transferase activity
Source: RefSeq, a predicted model, not a curated record